Prunus armeniaca (apricot) is the source of this 1044-nucleotide messenger RNA. The record is from the annotation of a GenBank genome assembly. NCBI's taxonomy places the organism in Eukaryota, Viridiplantae, Streptophyta, Magnoliopsida, Rosales, Rosaceae.
AUGAUUGAUUACCAUCUUUGUGCGUAUGAACGACGCCCAUAUCUGGUCAAUGAUGAUGACAUCAUUCAUAUCGAAUAUGACAAUCACAUAACAAAAUCACCAGACUUUUCAGAAUUCCCAAAUCUUGAAAAGUUGAUAUUGAAAGGUUGCAAGCUGCGAAAUGCUAAGGAUCUCCCACUGAAUUUCUAUAAAUCCAAGUCUAUUGAAACUCUUAUACUGAAUGGUUGUUCAAGAUUUGAAGACUUGGCCGAUGGCUUAGGGGACAUGGUAUCAUUGAAAAUUUUGAGAGCAAAUAAGACAUCCAUCAGACGAAUUCCAUCUUCCAUAGUAAAAUUGAAGAACUUAGAACAUCUGCUUCUUGCAAACAAUUACUUUCGUAGCCUACCAAGUCUCGCUGGUCUUUUAGAGCUCAAGGUCUUGUGUUUAAAUGCAUGCAGAAAACUUGUUGCAAUCCCAGAUUUACCCACCAAUUUGUAUGUUCUGAAAGCCGUUGGCUGCCCAGAAUUGGAAACAAUUCCAGAUUUUUCAAAAAUGUGGAAUAUGAGAGAAUUGUAUCUCAGUGAUUCAUUCAAACUCACUGAGGUUCCAGGCUUGGAUAAGUCAUUAAACUCCAUGACAAGGAUUCAUAUGGAAGACUGCACCAAUCUGACUGCCGAUUUUAGGAACAACAUCCUACAGGGAUGGACGUCUUCCGGAUAUGGUGGAAUUUAUUUGAAUGGAAUUUAUGAUAUUCCUGAGUGGUUCGAAAUCGUCAGUGAUGUGGACAAUAUCGUCUUCUUUGAAGUUCCUCAAACAAUCAUGGGUCGUGAUUUAAAGGGAACUUGCAGUGGACCUGAAGACGAUUAUCUUUGGCAUGGACAAUUGUCAAACGAUGUGCUCUGUUUGCAAGGCGGGGACCGAGUCUCCAUUCUUGUAAAGCCUGAUGAUGUUGAUUUUGUGAGAGUGAAGAAGACAGGAAUUCAUCUAGAAUGGGACAAAGUCAUGAAGGAAAAUAUGGAUAAUCCGGAUCCUCAUUUGUAUGAUUGGAAAACAAAUGGGAGCUGA